AUGAGCACGGAUCUGGAGUGCGUUUCACUCAACACGACGGUGAACUCAACCGGCUCGGCCGGCCGCGGCCUUUCCACCAACGUGCGCAAACUGCACAACGCACUGAACCUGCUGCUAAGCGACCUGGAGAGAGAGCAGUUCAUCCACUGUCUCAAUGUCUACCACUCCAAACGCAACGUCUUCGACCUGGUCCAGACCCUCAAAGUCAUCCUGAACACGCCGAACAAGCGCCAGCUGCUACCCAUGCUGCGCCUAGUCAUCCCGCGCUCCGACCAGCUGCUGUUCGAGCAGUACACGUCGGAGGGACUGUACCUGAAGAACGACAUGCUUCCGUGCGCCGGACCGGAAACGGAAAGCUUUUCCCCGGGCGUUGACACGGAUCACGCGCCGGCCGCCGACACCACGCACCCGGUCAACUCGCAGCCGCUUGUUGCCUCGUCCUCCGCUGCGCGUCCGGACGCGUUCUGCAGCGCGGCGGCGGAGACAUCGGCAUCGGCUCCGUUCAGCCUGCAGGAGCUUUUCGGGGAGAUCCGGCAGGUGACCCUGAAGCGCAGCAGGAGUCAUGAGGGUCUGGGCUUCAGCAUCCGAGGAGGGUCGGAGCACGGAGUUGGCAUCUACGUGUCCCUGGUGGAGCCCGGCUCCUCUGCAGAAAGGGAAGGGCUGAGGGUCGGGGACCAGAUAGUGACGGUGAAUGACAUGGUGUUUGACCGAGUCACACACAUAGAGGCAGUCAAGGUGCUGAAGGGAUGCAAGAAGCUGUCAAUGUCUGUUUGCUCCGUAGGGCGGAUUCCCGGAGGCUACAUCACCAACCACAUAUACAGCUGGGUGGAUCCUCAGGGGCGCAGCAUCUCCCCGCCGUCCGACCCCCUGGAACAGAACCACAGGGCCGACAGUGCCUGUAGAGGCCAUGCCAUGGAGGAGAGGACGGUAAACCUGAAUAUGGAUGAUGGUCGCUCCCUUGGCCUCAUGAUCCGUGGCGGUGCUGAGUACGGUCUGGGUAUCUACAUCACUGGAGUGGACCCCGGCUCUGCUGCUGAUGCUGGGGCCCUCAAGGUGGGAGACCAGAUCCUUGAAGUGAAUGGCCGAAGUUUUGUCACCAUAUCCCACGAUGAAGCUGUUCACAGCCUCAAGGCGGGUCGCCACCUGCUGAUGAGAGUCAGGGAUGUGGGUCGUCUGCCGCACGCCCGCACCAUGGUGGAUGAGACCAAAUGGAUCAGCAGCCCGGCAAUAGCGGAGAGCGCUGCCACCUCCAGCGCUGCUGUCACCACUAAUACCAACGUCAAGGGAAUAACAGGCAGUGCUGCUGUUUGCAACGCCAGACCGUCAUCAGCCAGAGCUCCGACUGCAACAGAAAAGCCGAUGGGAUGCCGGGGUGUUGGCCCGCCCGGUACCCAGGUGUCUCUGGAAGAGCAGGCCUACCUGCUGCUGACAGAGCUGGAAAGGCAGACCAUGGCCUACUACCUGCAGGAGUACCAGGAGGGACACAUAGGAAUGGAGCCCCUGACCAUGGCUCUGUUUGAGCUCUUCAACACUCAUGCCAAGCUGUCCCUCCUGUCUGAGGUGAGGAGUCUGGUGGCUCCUCAGGAUCUUGAGCUUUAUGAUGGGCUGGUGCUUCACCGCGAGAGGGAGGCUCACAAGGCUUGGCAUGGAUGUCUGGGAGUACUACAUCCACAUAGCCACUGCAUCCACCAGACUACCACAGAACACACCAACCCUGCCAAGAAUGACGAUACAGUUGGUGCCAGGAUAGAAAAAGUCCAAGAUGAGAGUCCUCAUGGCUCGGCAGAUGCUGCAUUGGAGGAAGUGCAGUUUUCAGUUGAAUCUCCGCCGCCCUUCACACCACCUCCUCCCCACGGUCCGAGUCGAGCUUCCAGGGAGAGGGAGCUCACCAGGCGGCCUUCUUCUAGGUUUGCCAAGCCCAGUACCAGCCUGGUCUUCACCGGACCCACCAGGCUGCACCAGGACUGCCUCUACAAGUCCCUCAAAUCUCUCCCCACAAGCCAGCAAUCCGCCUCCAUCUGCCGCACCUGUGCUGACAUGGGCCACCAUGCCUCCCUGAACUCCCUCCAUCAUGUCUGCCACAGCUCCCAGCAACCCUCCACCUUGGAACACCACCCUCAUCUCUACACCCACCAACACCAUCCUCACCAACACCCCACCCACCAGAACCGCCCCAGCUCGGGACACCACACCUGCCCCGGCUUCCUGCACCGCUGGGAGCUGUCUGGCCCGCCCAAACCAGAGGCAUCCAUCAAGUUCUCCUCCAGAUCUUUCUCCUAUGAAAAGCCUUCUGUCUCAGCUAAGUCGGCACCCACUUCCAAGACCGUGUCUCCGAGGCUGUCUCCACAUCCGUCCCCUCACCCCUCACCUUGCCCCUCCCCCUGUCCCUCCCUCAUUAUGUCCGCUCCUCCUCCCUGUAGUCCUGAGCCUCCCUGCUCCCCUUCAUUAAACCAGAACGCUCACAUGGCAAACAUGAACAGGCUGUCUGCAGACUCAAGACCGCAGACCCAACAAAGAGCCACUCUGUCCCAGCUGUCAGACAGCGGACAGACUCUGAGUGAGGACAGCGGGGUGGACAUAGCCGAGGCGGGGGGUCUGAGCAAGGAUGGCAGCCCUCGACCUAGCAAGAGCCAGCAGGGCCAUAUGGAGCCCCCAGGGGCCCAUACAAAUACCCUACCGGCCGUGGGUCAGCAGACCUGCUCCCCAGUCCUAAUGCCCGCCACCACCCUGGUACGAGUAGCAAAAAAUGCUAGCACCCUCGGCAUCGCCAUAGAGGGAGGAGCCAACACACGCCAGCCAUUACCACGAAUAGUCACCAUACAGAAGGGUGGCUCGGCCCACAGCUGCGGCCAGUUGAAGGUGGGUCAGGUGAUUCUGGAGGUCAAUGGCAUUUCCCUGAGGGGCCGGGAGCACAGGGAUGCUGCUCGCAUCAUCGCAGAGGCCUUCAAGACCAAAGAGAAGGACUAUAUUGACUUCCUGGUGGCAGAGCCAGAACUCUAG
This is a messenger RNA of Lampris incognitus (smalleye Pacific opah), 3000 nucleotides long. RefSeq names its product whirlin-like. Gene Ontology annotation, biological process: auditory receptor cell stereocilium organization; sensory perception of sound. NCBI's taxonomy places the organism in Eukaryota, Metazoa, Chordata, Actinopteri, Lampriformes, Lampridae. The coding region runs from base 1 to 3000 and encodes 999 amino acids. Gene Ontology annotation, cellular component: plasma membrane; stereocilia ankle link complex; photoreceptor inner segment. The record is from RefSeq and is a predicted model, not a curated record. The transcript has 12 exons. Gene Ontology annotation, molecular function: protein binding.